This is a messenger RNA of Hevea brasiliensis (rubber tree), 1032 nucleotides long. RefSeq names its product adenine phosphoribosyltransferase 4. Gene Ontology annotation, biological process: adenine salvage. Gene Ontology annotation, cellular component: cytoplasm; cytosol. NCBI's taxonomy places the organism in Eukaryota, Viridiplantae, Streptophyta, Magnoliopsida, Malpighiales, Euphorbiaceae. The record is from RefSeq and is a predicted model, not a curated record. Gene Ontology annotation, molecular function: adenine phosphoribosyltransferase activity. The transcript has 7 exons.
GUUUCUCUAUUAUAUACACAGCCUAGAUACUAGUUAGAUACACAGAAAGAUACAAUGUCGGCUUACAGAGACCAAGAUCCUCGUAUCCAUGGCAUCCAAACUAAGAUUCGCGUUGUCCCUGAUUUCCCUAGAGAAGGUAUCAUGUUUCAGGAUAUCACAACUCAUUUAGAAGACCCAAAAGCCUUUUGAAGUUAUUUGAGGUAUUUACUUCUGAAAUAUGAUGGAUUUUCUUAUUCAGGCAUAGAAGCACGAGGAUUUAUUUUUGGACCUCCUAUUGCAUUGGCAAUUGGAGCAAAGUUUGUUCCAUUGAGAAAACCAAAGAAAUUGCCUGGUGAAGUUAUUAAAGAAGAGUAUGUUCUGGAGUAUGGAAGUGACUGCCUUGAGAUGCAUGUUGGAGCAGUCCAUUCAGGGGAACGGGCUUUGGUGGUUGAUGAUUUGAUCGCCACUGGUGGCACUCUGCGUGCUGCUAUGAAUUUACUGGAACGUGUUGGAGCAGAAGUUGUUGAAUGUGCUUGUGUAAUUGAACUACCGGAUUUAAAGGGUCGUGAACGAUUGAAUGGCAAGCCCUUGUAUGUACUCGUGGAAUCCCAUUAAUAAUGGCAGAUAUGAUUCUCCUGCCAUGGUUUCAGCACGACGAAAAGUACAUUAGAGGGAUAUUGGCGGCUACUCAUCUGGAAUCUGCUAUCGGUUCAGCCCCACUGUUUCCAUGAGUAGUGAAUUUUCGAGGAACAGUGGUGGUUGAGACCCUUAUUUUACCUGUUAGCUUAGAAACAUUGAUUUUAUGUGAAAGGCUGGAUUUGAAAAAGAAAGGUUGAAGGGAUCUCUCAUUUUUCCCUUUCUUGAAAAUGAAUUUAUGUUUACUCAACCAGUGCUUUUAUUUUGAGAUUAGGCUUUGCUGUGCAUGCGCUAUUGAUAUGAGUAAGGUAUUUUGCAUAAUUUUGAAACUGGCUACACAACCAUGUCAAAUUUUAUUCGGUUUGUCCAAAUGUGAUUGAGGGUGGAUGGAGAAAAUACAGGCUAUUUAAAUUUUCA